Molecule: messenger RNA, 534 nt
Organism: Paracoccidioides brasiliensis Pb18
Product: DNA replication complex GINS protein psf3
Exons: 6
Coding region: 1-534 (177 amino acids)
Biological process (GO): mitotic DNA replication initiation
Cellular component (GO): GINS complex
Source: RefSeq, a predicted model, not a curated record
AUGUCAUAUUACGACAUAGACGCCAUUCUCACCGAUGCGCAGAAACUACCGUGUACAUUCGAGCUCGCGGUGCCUGGGCUGGGUUAUCUCGACGGCAAUGCCGGGGAAGAUAUAAAGCCAGGCACCCGGAUCGACCUCCCCCUCUGGCUCGGCGAGAUGCUUGCGGUCGGCGCCCGCGCCGACUCAUCCCCCCUCGUCACCCUCGACCUCUCCACCGCACUGUCGGAACAAGUCCUCAACGCCCUAAAAGCCAAUCCGGGCACGGUAGACCUGCGCUCGCUGGCGCCGCACUUCUAUAGCCUUGCCGUGCGCAUUUUGCAACUGUUCGAGGAGGAGGAGAUGGUUGAUGUGCUUAUGGAGGCGUUUAAGAAGCGCUCGAUGGAGAUUGCGGAUCAUGCGUAUAACUCGCAAGGGGCGCUGGGGGAUGGGGUUGAGUUUUUGAGGGGGUUGGAUGAGACGGAGAGGAGGUUGUUUCGAAUUGCGCAUAGCAGCGCGAAGGAGAUGCGUGUUUGGUCCGGGGAGACGAAGAAGUAG